Drosophila albomicans is the source of this 1678-nucleotide messenger RNA. RefSeq lists its product as uncharacterized. Gene Ontology annotation, cellular component: cytosol. Gene Ontology annotation, molecular function: L-allo-threonine aldolase activity. Gene Ontology annotation, biological process: L-threonine catabolic process; glycine biosynthetic process. The transcript has 6 exons. NCBI's taxonomy places the organism in Eukaryota, Metazoa, Arthropoda, Insecta, Diptera, Drosophilidae. Bases 246 to 1385 code for a protein of 379 amino acids. The record is from RefSeq and is a predicted model, not a curated record.
UCCUCAGUUGUCAGUCGUUUGUCGUUUGCUAUAUAAGGAGCAAGAAGGCUAGACACCGCCCAAAACAGGAAUAGAGUGCAAGUCAAGUCAAGUUGGCAUCUAUCAUUUAUGCAAAUUCGAAAUCAACUCGAUUUGCUGCCCAGCUCAUUCAAUACCCAGAGUACAUAACAUACAUACACAGUAAGAAAAAAGCUAACUUCCGCAUUCCUCUCUACCCACAAAAUCCCUAACACAGUCAGUGCAUAAUGUCUACGACCGUUGUUGACCUACGCUCGGACACUGUCAGCCAGCCGACGGCUGAGAUGCGGGCACGCAUGGCUGAGGCUGUAGUGGGUGACGAUGUGUAUGGCGAGGAUCCGACUGUCACCGAACUGGAGACGAGAACGGCGGCCAUUUUCGGCAAGGAGGCGGGCCUCUUUGUGCCCAGCGGCACCAUGGGAAAUCUACUGGCGGUUAUGGUUCAUUGCCAUCGACGUGGCGCAGAAGCUAUUGUUGGGGAUUUAUCGCACAUCUUUCUGUAUGAACAAGGUGGCGCCUCACACUUGGCUGGCGUCCAAUUAGCCACGAUUAGAAAUCAGCCGGACGGCACUUUUAGUCUGCAGGAGCUGCGCCACAAGAUACGCAACUACAAGGACUGCCACGAGCCAAUCACCUCGCUCGUUGUCGUGGAGAACACCCACAACAUCUGCGGUGGCAAGGUGAUUCCCCUCGCCUAUCUCGAUGAGCUGGCGGCUUUGGUCCGUGAACCUGGUGUGGGCACCACUCGAAUUGCCCUUCACAUGGAUGGCGCGAGAGUUUUCAACGCGGCCGCAGCUUUGGGCGUCAGCGUGGAGCGCAUCACUCGUGAUUUUGACUCGGUGUCCGUUUGCCUCAGCAAGGGCUUGUCAGCGCCCGUGGGAUCUGUUUUGGUGGGCUCUGAGGAUUUCAUUGCAGAAGCUCAUCGUCUGCGCAAAGCUUUGGGAGGUGGCAUGCGGCAAGCGGGCAUAUUGGCUGCCGCUGGCCUCGUGGCAUUGGAGCAGGUUGUGCCGCUGCUGGGGAAGGACCAUGAGCGUACUAAGCGCAUCGCAGAAGGCGUGGAUAAGCUGCGUAGUCCGAAUAUCGUUGUUGACAUACCUUCUGUGCAGAGCAAUAUUCUGCUGCUGCAGAUCAAGCAACCCAAGCUCGCUGCCGAUGAGUUUGCCAAGCGUCUGGCCAUCAUCGAGCCCGAGGAGAUCGCAGCCGGAGUGACGGACAAACAGGGAGCGGGAAUUGUCCUCAAAGCCAGCGCUAGAGAUUGGGAAUUUAUGCGCUUGGUGCUCUAUCACCAGGUGGAUGAUGAGCAGGUGGAAUUGGCCAUUAAGAAGCUGACUUAUGUCAUCAAACAGUACGAUGCACGCUGGCCUUAAAAACCCUGCCAAAGAGGGAAGAGUAGAUGAUAAGUGAACUGAGGUACGAAAAAGUACUGCCAAGAACAAACAUAAUUUUAUGUAUAAUUAUUAGAUUAUGUUUUUUGUCUGUUGUCGAGCAUUUAAUUAAAGAGCCAAGCGAAAGCGAAAACUGGCAUAAUUUAUAUUAGUGCUUCUCGAGUGGAUCGAAGCACAGCGUUUACAUUCGCGCAUGAGUGCAUCCAAUCACAGGACAAGCGAGCCUCACAGAAGCCUGCUGAUGGACUGAUGUUGUCGGCGUCGUUGUGUAUGCG